GAUGUGCAGCCCGCCCAGGGUUACCGGGGGUCAGGGGAGGACCAUGGAGCCCCGAGCAGUGUCUGUGUACAGCCGGAAGGUCACCGGCAGGACAGCACACACACACCCGGGGUGAUAGGAGGGGCCAAACUUUACCUGCUGCCCCCACUAACACCAAUAUUGGGGACCCCAGAACCCCCAGUCUGCAGGGCAGGCAGGCUCACUGAUAGGCCUAAUAAAGGUGCCCGGUGUAAGGAGCACAGUGCUGGCUAACCUGUGGUAGUCCAUCUGAUGUGGACUACACCUCCCUAUGACGCUCAGCCAUCCCAUGUGUGGCUGAGCAUCUCUAGAUAAGUAAUGUCCUGGGGGCAGGAGUUUCACAAGUUGGCCAUAAGGGACCCAGCAGGUCACUGCUUCAUGUGAGCCCCUGUCAAAUCCUUCCCUAAAAUCAGUCACUUAAUACCACAAUGAACAAUCCAACACUCAGACCUGGCCAAACAGGUCAAUCUACGUCUGUUGGAGAACUAAUCUCCCAUGACCAUGGGAGAUGUAGUCCUCCCACAGCUGGAGAUCUGUCUCUGUGGCUAAGAUAUAGCUCAGUUUGCUGCCAUGUCUUCUUCCCUGUGUGCUUGCACCCUACAAGGGGAGCUACUUGCUGGAUGACACAGCUGAGGCAUAAGGGGAUUGCCAGCAGGAGGAGGGGGAGUUGCUGGUAUUUUGAGAGCUGUCACAGGCAGCACACACUUUGCCUUUUUUGGGAUACAGUUAGGUGUGUAGAUUGGAUGAUAGCUGUGCUGGGGGACAGCCUCUCAUAUCUUCCUGGCUGUUUCACUAGUUUCAACCGUGGGGAUUGCUUUGCUGUCAACCAAAAGAAACAUAGCAUAAACUUAAAUCGUCUCAGAAGGACAAGGUUCGGCAGUUUAUGGCAUUUACCCAGGCUGGGGAAAGGACUGCAAUAUACUGCUUAACUCAGAAUGACUGGAAAUUAGAACUCGCCACGGACAACUACUUCCAGAACACAACCUUGUACUGCAAAGAAUCAAUGAAAAGUACAGUAGACAAAAAGAAACUAGAACAAUUGUAUAACCGGUACAAAGAUCCACAGGAUGAAAAUAAAAUAGGCAUAGAUGGAAUUCAGUUGUUCUGUGAUGAUUUACACCUGGAUCCAGCUAGCACCAGUGUAUUAGUGAUUGCUUGGAAAUUCAGGGCAGCUACACAAUGUGAAUUCACUAAAAAGGAGUUCAUAGAUGGAAUGACAGAACUUGGGUGUGACAGCACAGAAAAAUUAAGAGCUCAGCUACCACGAUUAGAACAAGAACUCAAGGACCCUCUGAAGUUCAAAGACUUUUAUCAGUUUACAUUUAAUUUUGCAAAAAAUCCUGGUCAAAAAGGCCUUGAUUUGGAUAUGGCUAUUGCAUACUGGAAUUUAGUAUUGUCAGGAAAGUUUAAAUUUUUAGAUCUUUGGAAUAAGUUUUUGCUGGAGCAUCAUAAAAGAUCGAUCCCAAAGGAUACGUGGAACCUUCUGUUAGAUUUUGGAAAUAUGAUUGCAGAUGAUAUGUCCAAUUAUGAUGAAGAAGGUGCAUGGCCUGUUCUUAUUGAUGACUUUGUGGAGUACGCAAGACCAUUAGUCCCAGGUGGAAAACGUAAACCUCUUUAACCAUAGACAUUUUGAAUGGACUAGCAAUGCUUUUGCCAUUUCAUUAGAUAAUGAAGACUAUUUGGCCAAUAACUGAGAAGACCAUGUGACAUAGUCACCUGGACAUAAGGCGACAUAGUCAUUGUUGGAAACUCUGCCUCAAAACAUUCUGGUGGACAGCUCUUGGACAGUUCAAGGAGAUGCCUGAAACAGAGCACUGGCUGUUUUGUAGGACGCUGGCUUCAUAUCUUAUAUUGGUUGUAUCAUAUAGGAUUUAGAGAUUGCAUGAUUUUAUACUUUGGAGCAGAUUAAAUAGAGGCCAUUUUAUUAAAAAAAAAGUAUAUAUACAAAAAAUUUAAAGAGCAUGCCAUUCGGUUUACGAGCCAGAAUAAACACCAGCAGUUACUGAACAGCUGUAUUAUAUUGUAUCUAUAUAAAAAGCAGUAUUUGUGGUAUAAAUUAAAUCUCUAAUGGAAACUUA
Pelobates fuscus (common spadefoot toad) is the source of this 2096-nucleotide messenger RNA. It is a transcript of the gene DCUN1D2, whose product is annotated as defective in cullin neddylation 1 domain containing 2. The transcript is spliced from 7 exons. Gene Ontology annotation, cellular component: ubiquitin ligase complex. Gene Ontology annotation, molecular function: cullin family protein binding; ubiquitin-like protein binding; ubiquitin conjugating enzyme binding. The record is from RefSeq and is a predicted model, not a curated record. NCBI's taxonomy places the organism in Eukaryota, Metazoa, Chordata, Amphibia, Anura, Pelobatidae. Bases 902 to 1636 code for a protein of 244 amino acids. Gene Ontology annotation, biological process: protein neddylation.